Messenger RNA from Anopheles coustani, 6114 nucleotides. RefSeq lists its product as uncharacterized. Lineage: Eukaryota; Metazoa; Arthropoda; Insecta; Diptera; Culicidae. The record is from RefSeq and is a predicted model, not a curated record. Gene Ontology annotation, molecular function: nucleic acid binding. Gene Ontology annotation, biological process: DNA integration.
AUGGUGCGUCAGAUGAAACGCGUAUACAACGACAAGUUAGCGGGAGUUGAUUUUUUUUAUGAGUUCAUCGAAAAUUAUACCGAAAACCAGCAAUGCCAGAUAAGCAGCCUCCUCAUUUCGUUGGAAGAGGCUAAGAGUAACUUCGAAAGUGCGAGAGAAAAGUUACUAACGGAACACGAAGAAUGUGAUACGGUGGAACUUUUGACCGAAAAACAAGCCUUCUACGGGAAGUUCCAUCGGGUGAAGGGCUUUCUGUUGGAGAAGCAAGAUGGGGCGGACGGCCAUAGGCCGGCUGCAAAUAGUACAAUGGCGAAUGCAAGUUUUACAAAUUCGCAAGUGAGGCUUCCCAAAAUCGAUUUACCGGCGUUCGAUGGUGACAAAACAAAAUGGAUGAGCUUCAAGGAUCGCUUCACUGCAAUGGUUCACGAUGCAGAGUUGUCGGACAUAAUGAAGCUGCAAUAUUUGUUGGCUUCGCUAAAAGGAGAUGCUGCCAGGUUAUUCGACCACGUAAAGCUUGUAGAAGGAAACUACAACAGUACGUGGCAAGCUUUGUUGGAGCGGUUUGAUGAUGCGAAGAUGCUGAAACGGGACUACUUCAAGGCGUUGGUGGAUCUGCAACCGAUGGCUGCCGCAACGGCGGAGGAAUUGACUCGUAUCGUCAACGAAUCGAAGCGCUUAGUGCUUGGGAUGGACAGAUUGCAGGAGCCUGUAUCUUCCUGGGAUACCCCAUUAUCAAGUCUGGUAAGAUACAAGUUCGACGAGCAAACACUAAUGGCUUUCGAACUUAUUGCAGCCGAGCAGAAGACGGAUACCUUUAAGGCAUUGAUGGAGUUUUGUGAGCGGCGCAUCAAGAUUUUGACAAACUCGGUCGUCCACACGCAAAACAGGAUCGAUACGAGGCCGGCAACCAGGGGAACAAAUCAUGAUCAUCAAAAUACUCGAAAGCCUACACAAAGACCGUAUCCAGCUUCAAUGUCCUGUGCAGCUCAGACAGGCAACAUGCUCAGAGGGUGUGUGUUGUGUAAGGCCGAUCAUCAUAUCGCAAGAUGCGAGAGAUUUGCAAAGAUGUCGUUGUCAGAGCGCCAACAGAUUGCGAAGGUUGAGUCUUUGUGCUUCAACUGCUUGGGAAAGGAGCAUCAAGCAAGAUUCUGUAAGGCCCAGUCAAGAUGCGGAAACUGUCAGAAACGACAUCACACCUUAGUAUGCAACAAAACCAAUCCGAUUACCCCGAGAACAGAGAGCAGCAUAAGCGCCACCACGUACAUACCAGCUCCAGUUGAUUCGCAGCCUUCACAAGAGAAAAUGAUUUGGUUGUCAACGGCUCAGGUGUUGAUUUGCAAUGAUGAAGGUAGAGAAUUUCCAGCUAGAGCGUUGCUGGACCAGGGGUCGCAAUCCAACUUCAUGAGCGAACGGUUGGUACAGCAGUUGAAGCUGAAGAAAAGGCGACUAAAUAAACCUUUGUCCGGCAUCGGAGCAGUUUCGCUAAAGGCAGAGACGAUGGUGGUAGCUACCAUGAAAUCACGAGCGUCAACCUUUGUGUCUCGAGUGAAUUGGUUGGUGCUGCGAAACAUAACAGCCAACUUUCCAGCGCAAACUCGGAACACGGAGUCCUGGAACAUUCCCCAAGCACUGAUAUUGGCAGAUCCAGCAUUCUUCCGGAGUGAGCGGAUAGACCUUCUGAUUGGUGCAGAGUUAUUUGGCGAGUUGCUCCAACAAGGUCAAUUAAAGUUAGCACCUCACUUGCCAAAGCUCCUGGAGUCCAGCCUUGGUUGGAUUGUAUGCGGCAGGGAAGAACGAGUCUCUGAAGAUGCAGCUGAGGUCGUCUGUUCCUGUUUGGCUGACAACGAUCUUGGGGCAAUAUUUGAGAAGCUGGCUAGUCUGGAAGCGAUACCGGAAGAACGUGUACGGUCCGAGCAAGAUGAGGAAUGUGAAAACCUUUAUCUAAACACAACGAGGCGCACCGAGUCGGGAAGGUAUGUCGUUAACUUGCCCAAGGUAGCCAACUUCGAACAAAGGCUGGGAGACUCACUUCAACCAGCAUUGAAAAGGUUAGCGGCCAUUGAAAGGCGUAUGAUCAAGGAGCCGAACCUGGGUGCCGCGUACAAGGAAUUUAUGUCCGAAUACAUCAGACUAGGGCAUAUGACAAAGGUGUCAACUUAUGUAGAAGAUAAGAUGGCAGAGGGCACGCCACGGUUUUACCUACCGCACCAUGCAGUUUGGAAGACUGAUGGAUUGACGAAAAAGUGUCGAGUGGUGUUCGAUGCAUCAUGCCGUUGUGGUACCGGGCUAAGCUUAAACGACAUUUUGUUGACUGGACCGCGAUUACAAGACGACAUAGAAGUCAUUCUUCUCAGAUUCAGGAUGAGGCCUGUGGCCUUUGUGGCUGAUGUAGAAAAAAUGUAUCGGCAGGUCUUGGUGGCGGAAGAAGAUAAAAAUCUACAACGAAUAUUAUGGAGAGAAACCGCCAAUGAUCCAGUUGGGGUCUACGUUCUGAAUACGGUAACGUAUGGGACCGCGUGUGCACCCUUCCUAGCAAUCAGGACAUUAUUUAAGAUUUUCGAAGAUGAAGGGCAUCAGUUUCCCAUGGCGUCACGCUGCGCGAAUGAUUUCUAUGUUGACGACAUCUUGUCCGGCGCAGCGACCAUAGAGGAAGCGGGAAACAUGGUAAAGGAGCUCAGUGAGUUGCUCAGCAUGGGAGGGUUUGGCCUCCGCAAGUGGGCUUCCAAUGAGCCAGAAGCACUUGCAGCAAUCACACCAGAGCACAUCGCGAAGGCAGGAAAUUAUGAGUUUGGGACGGAGCCUACAGGUACGGUGUCCACAUUGGGCUUGUCGUGGAACACAUCGUCGGACGUCUUGAGUGUUCAAGUUAGGCUACCGCCACAGAUUGAAACCCUACGCACGAAACGGCAGGUAUCGGGAUGCCUCGCGAAAGUAUAUGAUCCAUUAGGAUUCCUCGAUCCUGUUAAGAUGAAGGCAAAGCUGCUUUUGCAACGUAUAGUAACUUUGAAGGAUGCCAAGGGAAAACGCUGGGACUGGGACGAUGUGUUACCAGAAGGCUUGUUUGCAGAAUGGAUGGCCUUCUUUCCCCAACUUACGGCACUAUCAAAGAUAGAAGUUCCAAGACCAGUGGUAACGGAUAGCAGUAUGGAAAAACAAGUGCAUAUAUUCUGCGACGCAUCGGAAAGGGGGUAUGGAGCUUGUUGUUACAUCCGUUGUCAGAAAGUUGGCGAAAAGGCGACAGUGAACUUUUUUAUAUCGAAAUCGAAGUUGGUAUCGUUGAAGCAAAAGAUAACGAUCGCUAGAUUGGAGUUAUGUGCAGCGCUCUUGGGCAGCAACUUAUAUCGGUUAGUGAAGAAGGUCCUGCCGGAAGAAGUACCUGCCUUUUUAUGGACGGAUUCCAUGACUGUGUGGCAUUGGGUGAAUUCUCCUCAUGGAAAUUGGAAGACAUUCGUAGCGAAUCGCACAUCAAAGAUCCAGCGGAACGCGGAAGGAGCUCAAUGGAGACACGUGCCGGGAGUCGAGAACCCGGCGGAUCUGGUGUCUAGAGGUGUGGAUCCGGAGGCACUUAUCGACACCAAGCAAUGGUGGUCGGGGCCAACAUGGCUCUCCUUGGAGGAAGAAUCGUGGCCAGCAUUGCCAAACAAUGCAAAGGCAUUGGAACCUACAGGAGAAGAACGAGCAACAGCGGUACUAGCCUCUUCGCUUGACGAAGAGAACUUUAGUGACCGACUCUACUCCCUGUGCUCCACAUACACGAAGCUGCGCAGAGUUGUGGGAUAUUGUCAGCGAUAUCUCCACGCUCUAAGGUCGCAUGCAAAACCAACGUUAGAGGAAAUGGCACCGUUGACCACGGAGGAUUUAAGGAAGGCGGAGUCAACGCUUUGCCGCUUGGCACAGAGGGAGCAGUUGGCGGCAGAGCUGGACACGUUGAAGAAAGGAAGGAGUUUGCCGAGUGCUUCGGGCUUGAGGUUCUGCGAUCCAUUUCUGGGCAAAGAUGGAUUGAUUCGUGUCAAGGGACGGCUUCAGAACGCGCAUAUGAGUGAGGCAGCAAAGCAUCCCAUAAUAAUUCCCAAAGGACAUCCGUUGGCGAGGUUGUUGGCGUUACAUUACCAUGUUAACUUGCUUCAUGCUGGGCCACAGUUGAUGUUGACCUCAUUACGACAACGAUUUUGGAUCAUGGGAGUGAGGUCAGUGGUUCGGCAAGUGCAGCGGCAGUGUGUCAGCUGCUUCAAGAAUAAGCCGAAGCUGGUGGUGCAACCAAUGGGAGAGUUACCUGCAGCAAGAGUAGCGGAAGCGAGACCGUUUGCCAUAUCGGGUGUGGAUUACUGCGGCCCAGUGUACAUCAAGGGCGGUCAUAGGAAGGCAGCACCCACAAAGGCAUACAUCGCAGUGUUUGUGUGCUUCGUUACGCGGGCAGUGCAUCUGGAGUUGGUUUCCUCUCUGUCCACGGCAGCCUUCAUAGCGGCACUCCGAAGAUUCGUGUCGAAGCGAGGAUUAGUGGCUGAACUGCACUCCGACAAUGGCACCAACUUCAAGGGAGCCGCCAACGAACUGCGUAAACUCUAUGAUCUGCUUAGUUCCUCUCAAUUUCAGGCAGAGGUAACAACUUGGAGCAGCGAACGAGGUUUGAAAUGGAGUUUCAUUCCGCCGGGAGCUCCCCACUUCGGAGGACUUUGGGAGGCAGCGGUUAAGUCAAUGAAGCGUCACCUACAUCGUGUAUUGGGAGACGCAGCAGCCACGUAUGAAGAUAUGGUCACGCUGUUGGCGCAGGUAGAAGGUUGCCUGAAUUCGCGACCUAUCACUCCGAUGUCGGAUGACCCUACAGACUUGGAAGCACUUACACCGGGACACUUUAUCACGGGUUCAAAUAUGCAGCAGGUCCCGGAUAUUGAUCUGCGGGAUAUUCCAGAAGAUUUUACGGAAAUAAUAAUGGACAGAAGCCGCAAACGUGCUGUGGAGAAGCGAGCCGACGAAUUACUGAAGGAGGUUAACGAGGAAAUAGACGUCGAAUGGGAAUCCGGAAAAUUUACAGAGCAGCUUCGCCUACCUCCGGGAGUAUCAACGUUCCGAUGGCCACUUGAUGAUGAGGAUGAUUCGAACUCGCACCAGAUGGUAACGGACGCUGUAAAUAUUGUACAAAGUGUAAGUACUGGUAAUGGUGGUAAUGGUGGUAGUUUAAACGGUGGUGGUAAUAGAAUAGUUCAGGAAGAUAAUGUAGGAGCUAGCGAAGGAAAUAGUGAUAGGGAAAAUAACAACCAAGUUAGAGUAGAUAGCAAUCAUGAAGAUGCAAGCGAUGUUUACUGGGACAAAAAAUAUCACUUCCUCAAUAACUUUGCUAGUUUCGAGGAAGCGUUAAGACAUUUUUUAACUAUUUCUUGCUUGUCCCGUGAACUAGCUAGCCUGCUCCUGGUGAUGUGCUGGAAAUUUCUUAAAUUGAAAUUUCCACGCGACUCACGAACAUUCCUCCAAACUCCCACCCAAGUGUCAGUCGACGGGCUUCCACUUUUUAAGAGCUCGGCUACUCAAUUUUGGCCAGUUCUUAUAAAAGUGGAAGAAUUGCCAGACGCUCCGGUUAUGCCCGUAGCUAUUUUCUGCGGGCAAACAAAACCGGAGAGUGUCGAACAGUUUUUGCGGCCGUUUGUUCAGGAAAUGAACAUUCUUAUGGAAAGAGGCUUGAAAUUCGGCGAUAAAGAAGUACAUUUGUCCAUAAGUGCAUUUAUCGCCGAUUCUCCAGCACGGUCAUACAUAAAAUCAGUGAUGGGAUUUUCCGCCAAGCAUGGUUGCACAAAGUGUACCAUCCUAGGAGUACACAUCAAACCGGAAAAUAAAGUUAUCUUUGACUCCGUGCAUGCCGAAUUGCGUACGGACGCUGGCUUUCGGGCUAGAGAAGACAAGGACCACCAUAAGGGAAUACGGACACCUCUUGAAGACUUGAAAAAUGUAGAUAUGAUAGUCAAUUUUCCAGUUAGCGACCGUCUCCAUCUGAUUGAUCUGGGAGUUAGCCGCAAAAUUCUCAAAGGGUUGCUUAACAACACCUUUGAGCGUUUUGGUCGGUGGUCCUCCCAACAGAAGGACGGCGUGUCUUCGUACAUCGAAUACACUGCUUCCUUCUGA